AAGAUACUGUUUGUAUCUUAGUAGUAAAACCUACACCCUUUUUCCGUCUCAUCCCAAUUGAAAGAACUACCAAAUCUAAGAAGAUUGUGUGGAUUAUUCCGCUGAUAAAAGACUUGAAUUUUCCCAACUAUUCACAGAGACUAUAGCUUUCUCUUCCAAAGUCUACACCUCGUUUUUUUAAAUAAAAUGGACCCAAGAAGGUACGUUUUGGAAAGUGUGAUGUAGCCUCGUGCCUAUUUGUAGGCCUCCUAUAAAUAACCGGCAGGCUACCCAUGCUCAUGUUUGAUUGGAGAUCGCAGAGCCUGGAGUGAGAGCAGUGCGCUAUCUGUCAAGGCACACAAAGGAAUAUGUGAAGGGUGAGUGAACCAGAGAUCCAACAUGGGAAGAAUCCAAUGAACGCAAUGCAAGCAGGAGUCGUAGGUAGCAAGGAACUGGGAUUUAUCCUUUUCUUUUUGAAGUAGCAUCCUCUGUCUUGUUUUUCAUGUUCUAUUGUGUUUGGGAGAACAACACAACGCGAAAAAGUUUGCACCUUUUGUGAUAUUGUUGUUAGGUUUUGUCAAGUUUGAUGUAUUUCAUCAUGGAAUAACAGACUGCUGAUUUAUUUUCAUUUAUUUAUUUCACUAAUGAACCACUUAACUUUUCCCUCCUUUUUUUUCAGCCUCAAUCUCGGUCUAUUCAAGAAUAUACAAACUAUCAGGCACCUAACGCCUCCAAAGGAAUUACCCUCACAUCUACAAGACAACACUAUACAGUGCGCCUCUCUCUCUCUCUCUCUGUCUCUUGCAUGAGAUUGUCCGAGUGAACCUGAAUCGGAGCUGAAACACCGGGUCUGGCCGUAAGCAUGAGUUCCAGGAGGGUGAUGCAGCGCUCCUAUUCUGGAGACGGCCGCACAGGCCUCCACAAUGCGGAUGACGUCAGCGGCCGGCCAUCCAGCCGGAGCUACCUCUCUAACGUCAGGCCCGAGAGCAGGAGCACCCUGUGCAGUGUGAUGGCCCAGUUAGCCGAGGAGACCCAGCCGACCUUCGAGCUCACCUUGAGGUCCAGAGCUGUGUCCGAGAAAUGCAAAGUGACCUUUACCUGUGAAGUGAAAGGUCACCCUAUCCCUGAAGUGAUUUGGUAUAAAGAUGAUGUUCAGUUAGAUAGAUACUGCGGACUGCCCAAGUAUGAAAUAUUCCGCAAUGGACCAAAUCAUUGCCUGCACAUUUACAACUGUACGGUGGAGGACGCUGCUAUAUACCAGGCCUCGGCCAGCAACACUAAGGGCAUCGUGUCCUGCUCUGGGGUGCUGGAGGUAGGCCUUAUGAACGAGUACCUGAUCCACCAGCGCUACUUCUCCAAGCUCAAACAGAAGGCUGAGAACCGCCGUAGGGAUCUGGAGGGCCGCGAGAACCAGGGUGUCGCCGAGCAGGAGCCCCUCCGGAGCCUCAGCCCAGACCGCUCGCAGAGGAAACGCCGCUCCCCAAUGGCGCCCCAUUUCAGCGCCCCCGGCUCCAUGGAGGUGGUGCCGAAACCCACCAGAGAGCGACCUGAAGCUCCAGGGCCAGGGGCUGAGGCUGCGGGGGAGGCCAGGCUGCAGGACUCUACGGCUGGGGCGACGGUGGCGAAGCCUCCCCUGUUGGCCAAUGGGGAAUCAGUGGCCCCCGCCGUUAACGGACACGAGGGGGUCAUGGAGAACGGGGGCAAGGGGGGGAAUACUUACCUGUACGACUCUGUGCAGAAGGUUUUCACUCCGCAUCAACCCAAAAUCCCCUUAGGGGAGAAAAAGAUUAAGAUGUCAAACAAGGUGGAAGGUGUGAAGGAGAAUGCCCUGGGGGAGGGGGUUUCCCAAGAUGUGAGCUCAGAUGUGCGGGGCUGUGAAACACAAGCCCGCAACGAGCUGGUCAAUGCUCAGGGGUUUUCAGAGGAGGCGAUGGAGAGCUCCCCUUCCUUCACUGCUCUGGAUUCUGCAACUCCAGCAAAACCAGAACCGGGCCAGAAGAGAACAACAGAGGCAGCGUUGAAUGUCGAUAAAACUCCUUCAAAGAAGGAUGAGGUGUCUCUGGAUGGAGCUUCGGCCCGUUUAGAGAGACCUAAAAGUGCCACGCAAAAGCAAAAGCCCGUUGCUAACACACGCUCUGUUGAUGUUUCACUUGCUGGAUCUCUGCGUAAACAUAAUGGUGAGCAUGGGUCCGAAGGUAAACAAGAUAAACUAUUAUCUCAGGGGAAAGCUGAGCACAGAGAUACGAAGAAAACCCAUUUGGAUUCGAGGUCGCAAAAGUCUCCCCAAGUUUCCCCAGCACAUCGACCACCAACACACAUAGCAACUCCCAAACAGCCCUUAAGCAGAAACCAAAAGCAGAAGGACAUUAAAGGCAGUGGUGUCACAGCGGUGGAUACUGCCAUCGGACCCGCAGCGACAGAACUUCAAACUCUGAGCACUGCACCAAAAUCAUGUACUACCGUAAACAUGGAAACCAAUUUGGCGCCGGUAACUCCAAUCAAGCCCUCUGAGCCCCCGUCACGCCCAAGACGUCAGGGGACAACACUGCGGAGGUGUCAGUCGGCAGGGGAUGCUGAGGACGCUCUCUGCCAGUCGCCAGGGGAACAGGGAUGCAGGAAGGGAACAAACCCUUGCGCGGAGAAUGUUUCUGUGUCUGAGCCACAACAGCUGGCCGAGGUCACACAGGCCCAGGCACAGCCAAACCAGACCGAUGCACCUCCCGGCCUCAAAACGCCAGCCCCCCCACGCCCCGUGGCCGCACCCCCUCCACGAAGGACUCCGUCAGAAGAGCCUGGGGUGGCAGGAGGGCAGCAGCACAUUGCGCACCACCCUGUCCCGGGGACAAGGCGGACCGCGAGGGAUCAUUCCAGAGGAUCAAGUGAACGCAAUUCAGUCCCUUUUACAGACCCAGCGACGUUCCCGGACAGAAGUUUGGGCAAUGGACAGAGCAGCCUAGGGUGUAGCGUGUCCCAUGCCAUCCAACAUCCAGGCGAGUCAGCUGUUAAAACAGAGGAGGGGUUAGACGGACCGCUGGAGGGUGAGGUUGAUGGGCACCAGGCAGGUACGUCGCCAGUAUGUGAGGAGCGUCGGGCUCUGGGCCAGAGGAAAGUCGAUAUGGAAGUAGAUGUUGUUGUUGCCCUGAAGGAAAAGGAAAAAGCACAAAUAGGAGCCACUCUAGAUGACAGCCAAAAGGAAACUGUUUCCAUUACACACGCAGGUGUUUCUCACACUGAAAUGAAAAAUGAACCUGUGAUAAAAUCCAGAGUUGAGACCCAUCCAAUGACGCACAAAACCAACAUAACUGGUUUUGACACCCGCAAUCAACAAGUUACAAUGGAACUAAGAAGUAUAAAUGUCCCAAACACAAGCGUAUCUGAACAACAAAUUAACCCCCUAAAGGAAUCCGACAAACCUGAACCUUAUGUUCUUUCAGUCGCUGAAAUGAUGAGAUCUCAGAUAAAGGCCCUUGACUCCAAGAUGUCAAAUCCAUCUACAGAUGAGACAAGUUCAGCUUCAGUGGAUUCCAUUGCCGCCACUCCAAUUUUUGCUUUGUCAACCAAAAAAGAAGCAGCUAAAAAGACAGUUCCAGACUUAAGAGAGGAACCUAAAAAGGUGCAUGAUAUAGAGAGGGCAUUAACGAUUGAAGUGGAAGAGAAAAUAGAGACAAAGCCCCCAGACCAACCCCCGAAACCCAGUCCCCCUAAUACUGAAGCCGUAGCCUCUUUUAAUGUCCCUCCACAGGGAGAAGACAAUGCAACGGUACAGGAUUUGGAGAAGACAGUGGAAAUAGAUCAGAGAGUAGAGGCAAUUCCUGGUUCCACUCCCGCGUUACUAGACCCUGCGGCAGAACAGUUUGGAUUGCAACCUAGAAUAAAUCCUACAGAGUGUUCACCAGAGCAACCCCAGACUCCCACUGCCCCAAGUACUGAAGUUCUUACCUCUUCAACUAAAGGAGACGACAUUGUGAAGGGACUUGAUGUGGAGAGCACAAAAGCAAUAGAAGGCGGUGGUGUCACAGCGGUGGAUACUGCCAUCGGACCCGCAGUGACAGAACUUCAAACUCUGAGCACUGCACCGAAAUCAUGUACUACCGUAAACAUGGCAACCAAUUUUCCACUGGUUUAUCCAAUCAAGCCCUCGGAGAGAGUAGAGGCCAUACCUGUUUCCACUCCUGCGGUACUAGACACUACGGCAAAACAGUUUGGAUUGCAACCUAGUAUAAACCCUAAAGAGUGUUCACCAGAGCAACCCCAGACAGCCACUAACCCGAGUACUGAAGUUAUAACCACUAACCCUUUAACUAGAGGAGAAGAUAUUGUGAAAGGACUUGAUGUGGAGAGCACAAAAGAGAUGGAACCGAAAACGGACCCAAAUUCUGUUUCUAUGCCUGAGGUACCAGAUAUCACGUUGAAACUGUUUGAAACACCACCAGGAAUUCAUCAACAAACAACAACAGUGUGUACGGCCGACCCAGCCCUGACUCCCAUCACUCCAGCUAUCCCCCCAGAAGCCAUCCUCUCUUUCAGCAUCCCGCCCAUAACUGUGAUUGACACAGAGAGCUUCGCAGACACUGGCAACACUUAUAGCAGCAUGGAAAAUGAAGAUAUAGUGGACACAGGCCAUGAAUGUGGAACCCCAUCUCCAGUUUCAUUGGGAAAUAUAACUGACGCACCCCCUGCUGGCGCUACGGAUCUCAAUACCACAAUUACAUGUUCUUUUAAUGCUUCUCUGGGGGGAGGGAACUGCAAAGCACUUACUGAGUCAAAUUUGUCUGUUACCAUGACUCAGGAACAUAGGAAGCCUCCCUCAAGUGUGGAGACAGGGAUUGACACUGCAGAGUUGUGUUGUACAGGAGACUCUAGUGAGAUAAUUGGUCCUUCCUUAGAACAUCACAGUCCACAACACUUGGUACUGGUACAAGGUACUGAUGAAGGAUUUAAACAGAUCCCAAAUCCGGAACUUCAACUUAACAUUGAAAGUAAUUUGAAAAGCAUGCCUGUACUUUCUACGACAUGUGUUGACGCGCAGAAGAUACCCAAGCUUAAUAGAAGCAGUGUAGAGACCAAACAAGUGAUUGACUCUCAGCAGGAGAGGAACCUCUCCAUCAUUGAGCCAUCAACGACGGCGAUAGCCCCUCAGAUGCCUUCUUUGAACGAUGAAGCCCCCCUACAGGAGGUUAAGAGCGAUGCUCCGACCUUCUCUUCCGCUACCCCAAAGGAACUGGCCUUGGGAGCGCGACGAAAAAUCCUAAUCCCCAAACCGAAAACGGUCGAGGACAAUCCGACUAGCCCAAAAGCCGUUGACAGGGAACCUCAGAGCGAGGAAGUUCUCCCAAAGCCCAGCAAGGUGCUCCCGGGUGCUGCGACUCCGUACCCCCUCUCCGUACCCCCUAGUCCGUCUCAGCAAUCUCUCUUAGCUGUUGAGCCCAUCGGCCAGCGGACUCCGCCAGUGAGGAGGCGGUCACCGCUGUUGAGCAGGAAGUCGGUGGCUCAGGAGACCCCAGGAGGGGGAAAGGAAUCCCUGCAGCAGCCCCAGGCCCAAAGGAGUGAGGAGAAGUCUGCAGAGAAGGAAAAGCCUGACCCGUUCAAAGCUCCUCAGGUCAUCCGUAAGAUUAGAGGUGAGAGCUUCUCGGAUGCCUCGGGACACCUGAAGCUGUGGUGCCAGUUCUUCAACGUCCUGAGCGACUCUGUUAUCAGCUGGUAUAGGGACGAUGUGGAGGUAGUUCAGGUGAAUCGAAGUGCAGGAGAUGAGACCCCAGUAAACCUUGCUAUUGUCCAAGCAUCAAAGAGAGACUGCGGGGUUUACGGGUGCAAGAUCACCAACGACCAUGGCACCGACAUCACCGACCUCCUGCUGAGUGCAGAAAUCCUUGGGGGGAUGCGGCUGCGUGAGGACCUGGGUGUGGGAGAGGAGAUUGAGAUGACUCCGCUCCUGUUGAAUAAGGGCGUCGCCGACAGCGGGGUCUGGGGCAACAAGUUCUUUGGGCGCGUCAUGGUGCAGGAGUCUCAUAUUGGAGGUGGCUGUUCCCGCAAAACCUGGAGAGCCAAGGUGGUGUACGGCCUGGAGCCCGUGUUUGAGUCCGGCACCACUUGUGUGAUAAAAAUGGGCAACCGGAUUGCCUAUGGAGGCAAAGGAGAGGCCCAACUCACAGAGAGGAAUGUGGAAAUGGAGAGACAGAGAUGUAGAAUUCAGAGUCUGGCUCGGGAAUAUUGUAAGAUCUUCUCUGCGGAGUCAAGAGUGGUUGAAAACUUUGGUCCGUGCCUUGAGGUCAUUCCAGUCUACCUGAUGUACCGGCCAGCCAACACCGUGCCCUACGCCACAGUGGAGACAGACCUGAAGGGGGUCUACCUGAAGUACUGUAAGCUAAGUGCUGGGAACGGGCUAGUCUCCAGGACUGGCUCUGAGGUGGAGCUGAAAUGCUGUGCUCUGCAGCACUGGAUCCAUCAGUGGACCAACGGGAACCUGCUUUUCACUCAGAUGGAGGGUGUGGACAAUAAACUCACCAAUGUUGGAAUAUCAAUCAAAUCAACUGGGUAUCAGGGCCUGUCAGCCGUCGGGAAUCCGGACCUCUUGGAGCAGUUUGUGUCCCAGCACCAGUGUAACUACUACUGUGGACUGCUGGGCCUUAGGUCCCUGAAGCCCACAGACUCUCUGCAGACGCCGUCCUCCAAGUCCAGGGGCUCCAAAAGCCCCCUGCUGCAACGCAAGACGGCGGCUGGCACACACAGCCCUGGGACAGCCAGGAGAGUGGCCCUCAGCCCCCGGCUACCCAGGAAGGCUGACGGGGAACAGGAUAGGAGCAAGAGUCCUAUGAAAGCAAAAGAGGAUAGCCCCUCAAACAUAACGAGUUAAUAGCAGCCUCCUUAAGUCUCUCACCUCUCGGGAGAUCCCAAUGAGAGGAUCGUGAAGUGCUGGUUGUGCAGAAGAGAACCAGAUCUCAGGCCAGUAGGCUGGUGGAUGUGUGGGUGCAGAUCCCUACUGCUAGGAAGAGGAGGUGCACCCGUUUCCUUGAGCUUUAUCCCCCCUAAAGGGGGUCGAGAGGAGAAUAAUUAACUUGUUAAGGAUGUUGACUAAACCUGGGUACCUUAUUGGCACUCAAACAACAUUUAAAAUGAUCACCAGAAAACCACACAAAAGAAUGGCAUAGAUUGUUAUCCUGAUUUCACCAAAGGUCAAAAAUAAUUGGCAUUAACUUUUGUAGUAAUUAAAAUGUCAAACUAUUAAUUAAAAUGUAAUGAAAUAAAAGAAUAAUGUUCGAUGAGAAGUGCUGUAUACAUCACUCAACACAAUUCAGAUAGACACAAUAUCAUUUAAUUGAAUAAGGCUCCCAGUAUUGGGAGUCUACAAUGUUGAAUCACUCUUAGAUAUAAAUAUAAUAUAAUUAUAUAAUAAUAUAAUAUAAAAUAUAGGUUCGUCAUAUAGUAGUAGUUCGUCUAUAUGUAGAAACACAUACAGCAUUGUUUCUCUAUGAAUCAAGUUUUUUGUACAAUAUUUGUGUUUAUUUAUGCAUAAACCACUGAUGCAGGGACUCCUUCCUGUAAAAGGUCAAAUUAGUCAACUCAAUUAAACACCUGAAUCAUGAAUGAACAAACAAGUUUGACCGUUAAAGGCAAAAGACAAUGUGUAAGCUAUCCAGAGUGUCUCCACUGUGUCAGCUGUGAUGAUGUUCAAGCCACCGAAACGCGUCACAAGCUGUUAACAAUGGAAUAGAACAUGACAAUUGACCGUGACUUCAACCAGAAGGCUAAGGCUUUAAUUACACUCAUUUUCCCACCCCCUACCCAUCGGGAGUGGAGAUUCAAGAUUUGGGAAUACAAAUGAGAAAUUUGUAGAGUAGGGCUUGAGAUGUUAUUGCUGCUAAACCAGAAUAUUUUUGCCUGCUUUUUUUUUUUCUAUUACCAAACUAAAACCAGGGCGGUUACUCAUUUCAGCUAUUUGACACAGUUACAAUUUUCAUUGAUUGAUGUUUGAAGAUGUUUAAUUUCUCCAAAAUAAUAACUAUUGUGGACAAUGGUUGAGAUAUAGAUAGAGCAAACUAUUACCUUGGUUGGUCAGAUUAAAAAAUGUGUACGUUCAAGUUAGCUGAUUGUACAUUUGGUUCAAAGACACACACGUUAUUUUGUAUGGAAAUACCUCUGAAUCUCCAUCUCCGUUGACACAGUUAGUAUGAAUUUGAAACACAUUUGUCUGAACAGAUUCAAAGAAUCAAAAUGAGACAUUCUGUAUUAAUCUUUACAGAUUGGUUCAGUGCGUAAGAGGAAAAUGAAUGACUGAAUCAGGCAAAAAAUAGAGAGGGGGUUAUGCAUUUUCCAAGCUCUUCAUGUCUUGAUAGGCAGCUCUGGUCAGAUGUAAUGAAGAGCUCUGAAUGUGUUUAAUGGGAGAAAACUGAGAAUUAACACUCAUGUCAUACAGUAGCCAGUUGUCUAAUGAAAGAUCUGGUCCAUGUGCAGCCUGGCUUUAAAUAUUCAAUGUCAUUCAAUGAAGGAUAGAGAAGUCCAAGGGCCUUCGGUGGUAUUAGGCUACCUCAGGAUUGUUAUUAUUUAAGGUACCAACCUUUAAUAAAUGGUGUUUAUAAGAAAUAUGGUUUUGAUUAUUUAUUUUUAACUUGUGAGUGAGGUUUUAAAUCAGAUAAUCUCUGCCUUGUUUACUCA
Molecule: messenger RNA, 8631 nt
Organism: Gadus chalcogrammus (walleye pollock)
Lineage: Eukaryota; Metazoa; Chordata; Actinopteri; Gadiformes; Gadidae
Gene: alpk3b
Product: alpha-kinase 3b
Exons: 13
Coding region: 842-6832 (1996 amino acids)
Biological process (GO): cardiac muscle cell development; protein phosphorylation
Cellular component (GO): nucleus
Molecular function (GO): ATP binding; protein serine/threonine kinase activity
Source: RefSeq, a predicted model, not a curated record